Nicrophorus vespilloides is the source of this 1174-nucleotide messenger RNA. Its product is annotated as neuroligin-4, X-linked-like. Bases 63 to 1127 code for a protein of 354 amino acids. The record is from RefSeq and is a predicted model, not a curated record. NCBI's taxonomy places the organism in Eukaryota, Metazoa, Arthropoda, Insecta, Coleoptera, Silphidae. Gene Ontology annotation, molecular function: neurexin family protein binding; signaling receptor activity. Gene Ontology annotation, cellular component: synapse; cell surface; postsynaptic membrane. The transcript has 4 exons. Gene Ontology annotation, biological process: neuron cell-cell adhesion; synaptic vesicle endocytosis; modulation of chemical synaptic transmission.
UACCUGUGAAGGAUGUGAGUGUGGUGGCAGCAGGGGGACGGUGGUGUAGUGAUGCCCGGACGAUGUGUCCGAGACGUGUCCGCCGCAACGGGCCGGCCGCCGCCGUCGUGAUGGUUAUCGCAGCAGCAGCGCUCGCCGCGACCGCCUCCGCAGGUCCUCGCUACAGUUCGAGGAUCGUAGAGAUAGAGACGGGCGCAAUCCGCGGCAUCAUCCUCGAGCUCAAUUCGCGACACCUUGAACCGGUGGAGGUGUUCCGCGGCGUUCCGUACGCCGCCGCCCCCGUUGGCCCCCAACGCUUCCGCCCUCCGGCCGCCCCCAUCUCCUGGCCAGGCACCCGUCUAGCAGACACCUUUGGCGCGGUGUGCCCGCAGCGCGUUCCCGACAUCUCCAACAGAACGCUGGCUCUGUUACACAUGCCCAAAGGGCGCUAUCAUCAUCUCAAGAAACUCAUUCCCCUGCUACUGAAUCAGAGCGAAGACUGCCUCUUCCUGAACAUCUACGUGCCUGGGAGCGGGAACCGGGGGUUGGAGGCUCCUUACGCCGUUCUGGUUUUUAUUCACGGCGAAAGUUUCGAAUGGGGCUCAGGAAAUCCGUACGACGGCAGCGUCCUCGCAUCCUACGGCCACGUAAUCGUCGUCACCCUCAACUUCCGGUUAGGACUUCUAGGAUUCCUGAGGACGAGACCCGUCGGUGCGUACAAAGUGGACACCGGUGGUGACCCGCCGUCGGGCGGAAACCUGGGCAUGAAGGACAUCGCAGCAGGACUCGGAUGGAUCAAACGGAACAUCGGUGCCUUCGGUGGUGAUCCGACCAGAGUCACCCUCAUGGGUCACGAUACUGGUGCAGCCCUUGCCAACCUACUCUUUGUCUCACCAUCAUCAAAAGGUUUAUUCAGAAGGGUCGUCCUGCUGAGCGGAACAGCUCUCAGUCCUUGGGCUACCACCCACAAUCCUGAUGCCCUGAGGCUGAGCGUCGGUCAGCAAACCGGUUGCCUACCAAUGCCAGGUUUCACCGCCUCCACAAGUAAUGCACCACCCACGGCUACCGGUGGCAGCGGCGACGACCAGCGCAAGAAAUCUCCGCCCCAGGACGAUGUUGACAUUGCACCGUGUCUACGUUCAAGGUAAAGAGAAACGAUGCGGAAAAUAUUAAACUGCGCCAAGCAAAUUUCUCC